Messenger RNA from Synchiropus splendidus (mandarinfish), 4737 nucleotides. Its product is annotated as protocadherin-18-like. Gene Ontology annotation, cellular component: plasma membrane. The transcript has 4 exons. The record is from RefSeq and is a predicted model, not a curated record. Gene Ontology annotation, molecular function: calcium ion binding. The coding region runs from base 313 to 3951 and encodes 1212 amino acids. Gene Ontology annotation, biological process: homophilic cell-cell adhesion. NCBI's taxonomy places the organism in Eukaryota, Metazoa, Chordata, Actinopteri, Syngnathiformes, Callionymidae.
GUAGUUAUCAGUCGGCUUUUGUCUUUGCUUGGAUAAAGAAAGUGCACGGAGGAUCGACAACAAGUUGGUUUGGAGGUUUCAUUUUUCAUGGUUUGGCAAGUCGAGAGGAAGACAGAAAAAAACAGAGCAGAAGAAAGGGGGAAAAUAGAGAGAGGAAAAACGCACAGAUUUUUGUCUCAUCUGGAUCCACUCUGCUCUGGAUGUGCGCAGCAACUCUGACAGAAACCAGAGGGCUGGAGGAAAAAGGCGACUGGAUUUGCUUUCUUUUCAUGGAUAACUGCAACUGGUAGAAGACUGUCUUGGUUGCGGUUUAUGUUUUUGAGACACGAAAGUAAUGCAGCGCGCGGAACCGCAUCCAGACGCGUAACUUUGCGCACCGUUCCAUUUUGUUUUCUUUUGUUUUUUCGAGAGCCUGGCACAAUGACAGGAGCCUUUGUGUCAACACUCCUUCAAGUUGUGGUGCUGCUGUGUCUGUCGCCAGCCCAAGCCACGGGUAAGACGUUAAAAUAUCAGAUUUACGAGGAGCAGAAGGUUGGCACAGUGGUCGCCCGCUUGAGAGACGAUGUCGCAGAUGUUCUGGCCAAACUUCCCAGCUCGGUGUCGCUUCGAUUCAGGGCGAUGCAACGAGGUGGAUCCUCGUUCCUCGCGGUGCGAGAACAGGACGGGGAGAUCAGCAUCAAGACCAAAAUCGACCGCGAGAAACUCUGUGAGAAGAAUCUCAACUGCUCCAUCCAGUUCGACGUGCUGACUCUGCCCACUGAGCACCUCCAGCUGUUCCACGUCGAAGUGGAAGUGCUGGACAUCAACGACAACGCGCCGCAGUUCGCCCGAGCCGUCAUCCCCAUCGAGAUAUCCGAGAGCGCAUCUGUGGGCGCGCGCAUUCCCCUGGACAGCGCCACGGACCCGGACGUCGGAGAGAACUCGCUCUACACGUACGCACUCGAGUCGAACAGCUUCUUUAAAAUCGACGUGCAGUCGCGAACCGACGGCGUCAAGUACGCGGAGCUGGUUGUGCUCCGGGAGUUGGAUCGAGAAGUGCGCUCCAGUUACGAACUUCAGUACACCGCGUCUGAUUUGGGCGUUCCCCCGAGGACAGGCACCACGCUCCUGAAAAUAAGUGUGGCCGACUCCAACGACAACAGCCCUGUUUUUGACAAGUCCUCUUAUGUCAUUAAUCUGCCAGAAAACGCGCCCGUGGGGACCCUGAUCAUUGACCUGAACGCCACUGACGCAGACGACGGCACAAACGCCAAAAUCGUCUAUUCAUUUAGCAGCCACGUGUCUCCCAAGAUCAUGGAGACGUUUCGCAUUAACCCGGACAGUGGUCACCUGACCCUGAUCAAGCGAGUGGACUAUGAGGCUGUCACCUCCUAUGACAUAGACGUCCAAGCCCAGGACAUGGGUCCGAACUCCAUGCCAGCUCACUGCAAGAUCCUGGUGAAAGUGAUCGACGUGAACGACAACAAGCCAGAGAUAAGCAUCAAUCUCAUGGCCCUGCAGGGCAACGACGAUGCCGCUUACAUAUCAGAGGCGUCUCCGCUGGACACUUUUGUAGCACUGGUCCGAGUGGAGGACCUGGACUCCGGUCCGAACGGCGAGGUAGAGUGCAAACUCCACGGUCAGGGUUUGUUCAAACUCCAGAAAACCUACGAGAAUAACUAUCUGAUUUUGACCAACGUGACUUUGGAUCGGGAGAAGAGGUCAGAGUUCAGCCUCACAGUGGUCGCCGAGGACAAAGGGACUCCCAGUUUGUCGACAGUCAAGCAUUUCACCGUGCACGUGACUGAUGAAAAUGACAACCCUCCACAUUUCGAGAAAGCGCAGUAUGAGAUUUUUAAAUCGGAGAACAAUGCCCCUGGGGCAUACUUGACAUCCAUCAUGGCUACUGACCAGGACCUGGAUGCAAAUGGACAGGUGAGCUACUCAAUCUUGGAAAACUCCAUUCAUGGGAACUCUAUUUCAACCUACAUCACUAUUGACCCAUCAAACGGCGCCAUCUAUGCACUGCGGACAUUCGACAGAGAGGAUGUCAGUCAGAUCACUUUUGUGGUCCAAGCCAAAGAUGCCGGAAAGCCUCCGCUGUUGAGCAACGCGACGAUUGUUCUGAACAUCCUGGACGAGAACGACAACCCUCCCAUCAUUGUGGUCCCUCAGCUGUGGAACUUCACCGCCGACGUACCGACUUCCAAGUUCACGGAAGCUGGGCACUUGGUGACUGUGGUGCGGGCGACCGACCGGGACACAGGGGUCAACUCUGAGCUAAUCUGCUCCAUCGUGAGUGGCAACGAUGAGGGCUUCUUCGUCAUUGACCCAAGAACGUGUGAAAUUCAUGCCAAUGCAAGUUUGCAGAACUUCCCACGUGACCAUGCUGAGUUGCUGGUUGUGGUGAGGGACCAAGGCAGCGAGAGCCUGAGUGCCAAAGCAGCUCUGAAAAUCACCCUAUACGAGAACAUGGAGAGCCACGUGUCUGUGAUGAACCAGGGGGAGUUUCCUCUGGAUAUUUCCUCCAUCAUCAUCGUCACCCUGGCGGCCAUUUGUGCGGUGCUCCUGGUGGUCAUGGUUCUGUUCGCAUUACAUUGCAACAGAGAGAAAAAGGAAACUAGAAACUACAACUGCAGGGUCGCGGAAACGACCCACCAGCACCACCCCAAGAAGCCAUCGCGGCAAAUCCACAAAGGCGACAUCACCCUCGUCCCCACAGUUAACGGCACCCUGCCGAUCAGAGCCCACCACCGCUCGCCAUCCUCCACGCCACCCAUGGACCGGGCUCAGCUGGGGAGCAGGCCGAAUCACAACAGCCGGCAGUCGCUGAACAGCCUGGUGACCAUCUCAUCCAAUCACAUUCCAGAGAGCUUCGCCCUGGAGUUGGCGCACGCGACUCCACCGGUGGAGCAAGUCUCACAGCUUCUGUCCAUGCUCCAUCAGGGCCAGUACCAGCCCAGACCCAGUUUCCGUGGCAACAAAUACUCUCGAAGCUACAGGUACGCAUUACAAGACAUGGACAAGUUCAGCCUCAAGGACAGUGGUCGUGGGGACAGCGAGGCGGGGGACAGUGACUGCGAUAUGGGGAGGGAAUCCCCAGUGGACAGGCUCCUGCUAGGGGAAGGUUUUUCUGACCUGAUUCACCUCGAAAUGCACCAUCGACUUCACCCAGCUAUGAGACUGUGCACAGAUGAAUGUCGUAUCCUCGGACACUCCGACCAGUGUUGGAUGCCUCCACUCGCUUCUCCUGCCUCGUCCUCGGACUAUCGCAACAACAUGUACAUUCCAGGAGAGGAAUCUUCCCAGCAGCCGCCGAUAGAAGACGACCAGUCUUCAGUGGACUCUGACCGGCAGAAGAGCUUCUCCACUUUUGGCAAAGAGUCCGCCGGCGAGGAGGGAGGAAGUGCUUUGGUCGGGGCAGGCGGGGAUGCAGUUGGAGGAGGGGCUGGCUCCCUUCUCAAUGAGAUGAACAGUGUUUUCCAGAGACUUCUACCCCCGAAUAUGGACUCGUACACUGAGUGCAAUGAAACCAGUCCGCCCUCGUGCUCCACCGCUGAAAGGGGUAUUGGCCGUGCCAGUACCUCUGGUAACCAUAGUAACAGUGCCCAUCCUCAGGACAAUCGUAGAGGAUUAUUACCUGGCGGUAAAGGUCCGGUGUACCCGCCCGGUGUGGCUGCGUGGGCAGCAAACACCCACUAUCUGAACCCAGGGAGCGGCUCCGCCGGGGGCAACCACGUUCCCUCCAAUUCCACUCCGACGUCCACCACAAACGCCACCAACGGGCAGCCGCCGCACCUCAAAUGGCUGCCGGCGAUGGAAGAAAUCCCAGAAAACUUUGAGGAAGAUGACUUUGACGGGGUGUUUCAUCAGAGCGGGAAACGCAGCGACAUCCGACAUGAGACCAACUUGGACGCCAGCGAGCUGGUCCAGGAGAUUAACAUACUACUGCAGGACGUCAGGCAGAAUUAGAGCGAGAAAACACGCGGAAAAACAGCAUGAUUUUUCUGUCUAAUGGAGGACUGAUCGCAACGUUUGCUUACUGUGCCAACAUGUAAACUCAGUGACUGUUUCUUGUUUGUGCUCGUCUUGUUUUCUACCAAAUAUCUUUCUACCGCUCAGUGCUGAAAGACUGAACAGAGAAAAGCAGCACUUCAUCAUUGAGGAUGCUUAAGCUCUUGAGCGAGUGCUUAUGGAGAAGAAUGCCCGAUUGUGACGGCGCUCAGUUGUUGUGUUAAUGAGUCUUUUAAAUCUGCCUGAACAAACUGCAACCUUUCUUAAACAGACUCCACAGGGAGACGCCAGCAGCUCCGAUUGAAUUUAAACAGUGUACAGUAUUGUACAGUCUCUGUGAAAAAACAAAACUUCAAAAAAAAAAAAGAAUACUACACUUGAAUAUCGUGCAACGUCUCCUGUUUUGAUUUUUUUUUUAUGUCAACAUGGAAUGUAACUGUACAACUUGAGCUUUGUAUUUUAAAAAUACACUUUUUUCACUUCUUUAUAUUUAUAUGUGAACAUGUAUGUUUGUACAGAAAAAAAAAGAAAUGUCUAUUUUUUAUAUUGUCACUGCAUGUCUUGCUUUUCGCGCGUGUGUAUAUCCCCCACCCUUUUAAUUUUUGGAUUCAAAUAUGUAUGUAUUUAAUUUUGAUCUGUCGGAAGUGAGUAACUUAAAUCAAUCACAUUCCACGUUGGAAAAAACAAACAAACAAACAACUUUUGUAUGGUGCUUAUGUGACCAGUGGGUGAGAAAUAAAGUGA